Molecule: messenger RNA, 1335 nt
Organism: Aspergillus nomiae NRRL 13137
Lineage: Eukaryota; Fungi; Ascomycota; Eurotiomycetes; Eurotiales; Aspergillaceae
Product: putative arylsulfatase
Exons: 1
Coding region: 1-1335 (444 amino acids)
Molecular function (GO): iduronate-2-sulfatase activity
Source: RefSeq, a predicted model, not a curated record
AUGUUCACCGGAACCUACCCGCACGUCAGCGGCCACCGCAGCCUCGAAAACCUCAUCAAACCCUGGGAGCCGAACCUCUUCCGCAGCCUAAAGGAAAACGGCUACCACGUUGCUUGUCUGGCGCCCCGCGGAGACACCUUCGCGCCCACCGUGACCGAGCUCUCCGUAGACGAAUACGGGUUCCUCGAGACUCCCGAAUUCGUGCCCCGGUUCACGGGCGAUCGGUCCAACACCCCCAAGGAUGAGAGUAUCUGGGGCCGACUGUUCUACAAGGGGCUGAGGAACGCAGCCGAGGCGAGCGAUUAUGAUGAUGCCGUUGUGCGGUCUGCACUGCGGUGGCUCGAGUGUCCGCCGCAGGAUAAGCCCUGGGUGCUCUUCAUGCCGCUGAUUUUCCCGCAUUGUCCGUUCCAGGUCGAGGAACCGUAUUUCUCGCUCUAUGACCGGGACGUCAUCCCGGAGCCUGGGGCUGCCCCAGGGGAGAAGACCGGGUAUGAGCCGCGGUAUAUGCGGGUGAUUCGGGAGCGGUACGGGACUGGGCGGGCGACGGGGGCGAUGUGGCGGGAGCUGAAGGCGACGUAUUACGGGAUGAUAUCGAGACUGGACGAUCAGUUUGGACGGGUGGUGGGGAGGUUGGAUGAGUUAGGGCUGUGGGAGGAUACGAUUACGAUGUUUUUCACCGAUCAUGGUGAGUAUCUCGGGGACCAUGGGUUGAUUGAGAAGUGGCCGUCAGGUCUAUCGGACUCGCUUGUGCAUGAGCCAUUAAUCAUCGCCGGUGGAGGACUGCCCCAGGGCCAGGUUUACACUGGGAUGGCCGAGAUGGUGGAUCUCGUGCCCACUGUGCUGGAGUUUUGUGGUAUCCCCGAGCAGUUCCCGCAUAACGGGCGGUCGUUAGUGCCUGUGCUGCGGGAUCCGACUCUGGCACACAAGCAGUAUGCGUUUAGUGAGGGCGGGUUCUUGACUGCUGAGGAGCCGUUGCUGGAACAGGCGCCGUAUCCGUAUGAUAUCAAGGCUGCGUUGCAGCACGAGGAUACGACGCUCGUUGGCAAGGCGGUUAGUAUUCGUUCGGUAGAGUGGACGUUUGUUUAUCGGUUGUAUGAGCCUGCCGAGCUGUAUCAUCGGCAGCAUGAUCCGGAGGAAAUGCAUAAUUUGGCUGCGGUGCCGAAGUAUGUGCCUGUGGCUAGGAUGUUGGAGGCGGAGGUGUUGAGAUGGUUGGUCGAGUCGUCGGACUUUCUGCCGUGGACCAAGGAUGCGAGGUUUCCUGAGGUGAAGCUGAAGUCACCGAAGGAGCAGCUGGAGGAGCGGUUGCGAAAGAAAGAUUCUGGAGAGAGCAGUUAG